AUGUCAUAUAUAUCUAUCGAGAGCAGUUUUCGUUCACCAUCAUUUCUUGUUAGUUGCGUUUAUCUGUCCAUUAUGCCACCAAAACCGUCAGCGAAGGGAGCGAAAAAGGCGGCAAAGUCGCAGAAGGUUCGUUCGGGUGAUAAAAAGCGUCGUUUGCGUCGUAAGGAGUCGUAUUCAGCUUACAUUUAUCGGGUGUUGAAGCAAGUCCACCCGGACACUGGGAUUUCUGGAAAAGCAAUGUCGAUCAUGAAUUCAUUCGUUAACGACGUAUUUGAACGAAUUGCUGCUGAAGCAAGCCGUCUUGCUCAUUACAAUAAGCGUUCAACAAUCUCGUCACGUGAAAUCCAAACGGCUGUACGCUUAAUCCUCCCUGGUGAAUUAGCUAAACACGCGGUUUCUGAAGGGACAAAAGCUGUCACCAAAUAUACAUCAACUAAAUAA
Messenger RNA from Dracunculus medinensis (Guinea worm), 441 nucleotides. Lineage: Eukaryota; Metazoa; Nematoda; Chromadorea; Rhabditida; Dracunculidae. The record is from the annotation of a GenBank genome assembly.